Messenger RNA from Chroicocephalus ridibundus (black-headed gull), 2392 nucleotides. Its product is annotated as oocyte zinc finger protein XlCOF26. Lineage: Eukaryota; Metazoa; Chordata; Aves; Charadriiformes; Laridae. Gene Ontology annotation, molecular function: DNA-binding transcription factor activity, RNA polymerase II-specific; RNA polymerase II cis-regulatory region sequence-specific DNA binding. Bases 71 to 856 code for a protein of 261 amino acids. Gene Ontology annotation, biological process: regulation of transcription by RNA polymerase II. The record is from RefSeq and is a predicted model, not a curated record. The transcript is spliced from 3 exons. Gene Ontology annotation, cellular component: nucleus.
GACGCGGCGGCGGCGGCGGCGGCGCUGGGGCAGGGAUGCGGGCGCCCUGAGCCCCGGCGGCGGGAGCCCCAUGACGGACCUGGCGUCGCCCACGGGCGAGAACCCCUUCGCCUUCCCCGGCGGCGAGGAAGGCCUGGGGGACGAGAAGGCGCUGGUGAUCCACAGCCAGGCGGAGGAGGAGGCGGAGAAGGAGUUCAAGUGCAUCCUCUGCGGGGAAUGCUUCGGCCAGCAGCCCAGCCUCGCCCGGCACCAGAAGCACCACGCCGGCGAACGCGCCUUCAUCUGCGCCGAGUGCGGCAAAGCCUUCAGCCUCAAGCACAACCUCAUCAUCCACCAGCGCAUCCACACCGGGGAGCGGCCCUACCAGUGCGGCGUCUGCCAGAAGAGCUUCAGCCUCAAGCAGAACCUGCUCACCCACCAGCGCAUCCACAGCGGCGAGAAGCCCUUCUCCUGCCAGCGCUGCGGGAAGCGCUUCCGCGAGCAACGGUUCCUCCUCAACCACCAACGCACCCACCCCGAGGACCGGCCCGGCGCCACCGCCGCCGCCACCACCGCCACCGAGGUCCAACCCGGCGCCAGCCGCCGUUCACCGGAGCCGCAUGAGGCGGCCGGCGGCCCCUUCGCCUCCAGCAGCGGCCCGGCCCCCCACCAGCGCGGCCACGGCGGGGGCGAGCGACCCUUCGCCUGCCCCGACUGCGGCAAGACCUUCGGCCAAAAGGGCUCCCUGAGGAGCCACCGGCGCAGCCACGCCGGCCAGACCCCCUUCGCCUGCGCCCAGUGCGGCCAGAGCUUUGCCCAGAAGGUCAACCUCACCGCCCACCAGCGCACCCACGGGGAGGAGGCCGCCCUCACCUGAGACCCCCCCCCCCCACCCUCCACUGCCCCGGCACCCCCUGCCCGCGCCGCCCCCCUGCUUUUGGGGGCCCCCCCCCGCCCCCCUGGCCCAGGUUGCCCCGAGAAGCUGUGGCUGCCCCAUCCCUGGAGGGGUUCAAGGGCAGGUUGGCCGGGGCUUGGAGCAACCUGGGCUGGUGGGAGGUGUCCCUGCCCAGGGCAGGGGGUGGCGCUGGGGGGGCUUUGAGGUCCCUUCCCACCCAAACCAUUCCAUGAUUCUAUAAUUCCCCGCCGAGGCACUGCGGGAACACCCACAACCUGCAAUUCCAUCCCCAGGGAGGGAGUUGGGGGGUCACUAGACGCUCCCCCGGGCUUUCUGGGGUACGGGACGGCACAGGGAGCCGCCGGCACGCAGCCGCGUCCGGCACGAAGGGGCGCCAGCAGCCCCUGCUCGGCCUGGGAACCCCCGGGGCCGUUUUCCUCACCCACUUCCCACCCCUCGUCCUUCCGUUGGGGUUUUUUUUUUCUCCUGACGGUCACGAGGCCGGUCCCGCCAGCGCCGGUAGCCCCGGGCCCCACCGUCCGCCGCGCCAGGAGGGCCCUCACACAGCCCGCGUGCUUCCCCGGGUGCCCGACCUCCCCUUUGCCCGGCACCGCGGCGGCGCAGCCUCGUGCCGCGGCUUAAACCCCCUGGGCCAGGGCAAGAGACCAUGGAGGAAGAGGAGGAGGAAGGUUUCCUCGCGGCGUGCCCCGGCUGCGGUCCGGCGCGGUGAACCCGCUCGUCGUCGCCGCAUGGCCGGGGUGCUGGUUGCCGGCGAGUCAGAGCCCCCCGGUCCCGGCAGCGCCGAGGUGCCGAGGCGGUGCCGGCGCGAGGAGCCGAAGGAUGACCCAGCGGCGGCAGGGAGCGCCCGGCCAGGAAGGUGCGGGAUGGGGCGGCGGGGCAGACGGCGAGCGCCCGGCGUCUCCGGAGACGUGCCGACACCGAAGCGCGGCCGAGAGCCGGAGCGUGGCUGGGAGAGGUGAGCGGCAGCCGGGACGGCAAAGCCGCCCUUCCCGGCGGGGGACGAGCACACGGCACUGUCCCAGCUCCCGGUGACGGCAACGUCCCCACUGCUGCCGAAUCCCGAGGGAGCUGGCUCGGGGCUUCCCCCCCCCGCAGAACCCCCACCCCCCGCACCCUCACGUCCCCCCUCGUGCGACGCCGCGGGCUCCAGGACGAGCGUCGGGGCUGAGCGUCCCCAUGGCGGGGCGGGGGGGGGACGACGACACGUGGCACUUUGUGACACCCCGGCAGGACGCUCCACGUGGGUAACAACAAGCCGGAGCAGCUUUUUUCCAAACCCAGGGAUUUUUUCCUUCCCAACCGCAUCCCCCCCCCCCCCCCAAAAAAAAAAAAAAGGGCGUCACCGUGCAGAGGGUGGUCCUGGGGGGCUGCUGCCCGUCAGCUCCCCCUCGGUGCCCCCAGAGGCGAAGCGAAGCCCCCCCGCGGGUGCCCGCACAGGGACCCCCCCCACCCCGGCGCUGCCCCGUCCGUCCCCCCCCCCCACCGCCGCUUCCUCUG